AUGAAUAAAAUUAUUAAUAAAAGUAGAGAUAUUAUUAAAAGAAUAAGAUAUUCAAAAGUAUCAUUAUUAAUAGCGAUAUCAUUUGCACUGUUUACAGAUAUGGUGUGUUAUGGUAUCAUUUUACCAAUUAUACCAUUAGUCAUGGAAAAAGAGUAUCAUAAAAGUCAAGUAACCACAGGGUUUCUAUUUAGCAUGUUUUCGCUUGGAUGUUUAAUUGGUACACCUAUUUUCGGCAUAGCUUCCGAUAGAGUUGGUCGUAAAAUACCUUUUAUUAUUGGUAUGAUAAUGCUUGCGUUAUCUACAAUUUUAUUUGCAUAUGGUCACUUUCUUGUAGUUUUAUUUCUAGCUAGAUUUGUACAGGGUUUAAGUUCAGCAGCAGCAUGGGUUAUUGGUUUAUCAAUGAUUGCAGAUAUAUUUCCAAACGAUCAAUUUGGUACAGCAUCAGGUACGGUUAUUGGUGGUAAUACUAUCGGAGCAUUAAUCGGACCUAUUAUUGGUGGCAUUGCAUAUGAACAUUUUGGCUAUGUGGUACCUUUUUAUAUCUCCGCUUUAUUUGCCAUAGUAGAUCUCUUUAUCCGUAUAUGCCUAGUUAGCGAUAAAGCGUUAGAACAAUUCAAAAAAAAAAAAGAAUUAAAACAAAAUUUAAUAACAUUAGACAACUCUUAUAUUGUAAGCAAUCAAGAUAUAGAAAACAACAGCGACACAAUUAAAGAUAGUGGUGGUAUUCAUAGAAAUAAUAAUAAACAAGAUAAAUCAAAAUAUAAUAAACUACACGAUCAAGAAACUGAAGAUACAUUCACUCAAGAAAUAAUACACGAUAAUAAUAAUAUAAAUAAUCAAGAUAUUGAUGGAGGUGAUGGCGCCAACUUAUCAACAACCGCUACAGAAACUAAAGGUAUAAAAUCAUCAAUUUCAUCAUCAUCAUCAUCACUAGAUAAAAGUGAAAUUAUAAAUUAUAAUAAUGACGAAUAUUUUAGCGAUACAGAAAAAGAAAAGAAUUCAAUUGGUGUGAUAAUAUUGGGUAGUGAUCAAGACAAUACUUUAGAAUCGAUCAAUUUAGAGAAAAAAGAGAACAAUAUCAACUCAUUCAGCCUCAACCAAAUGAAUGAAGAAAGAGACUUUUAUAAAAAUGCAUUAAAAAGAAAAGAUGUUUGGAUACUAUUGGUUUUAAUUAUACUGUUUGCGAUUGGUCUAUCAUCUCUAGAGCCAUUAUUACCUUUAAUUAUAGAGAAUAAAUUCAAAAAAUCAACAUCUUACACAAGUUUAUUAUUUGGGAUGUUUACUCUACCAUUCCUUUUUCUUUCACCUAUGGCAGGGUGGUUAACAGAUAACAAUUAUAUACGAAGAACAAAAAUGACAUUUAUUGGCGCAAUCAUCUCGUCCAUCUGCUUCCCAUUCAUCAGCAAAACUAAUCACUUGGCUGUACUCUUCAUAGUUAUAAUAUUAAUUGGUUCAGGUUUAGCUCUAUUCUUUUCACCAGUUAUUCCUAUUUUAACAUAUGUUUUAGAUCCAAAGGGUGUUGGUAAUAAUAAUGGUAAAAUACUCUCACUAUUUUGUGUUUUCUACUCAAUCGGUAUAUGUAUUGGGCCCAUCUUUUCAACCGUUGUCAAAGUUCAUCUAUCAUUUUUAGCAUUUACUUUAUCCUAUUCGAUAUUAUUAAUGAUCAGCACUGUUAUAUUUAAUAUUUACUUUAUCAAAAAACCAACCUCAAUUUCAGAAUCUUUUUAA
Molecule: messenger RNA, 1728 nt
Organism: Dictyostelium purpureum
Lineage: Eukaryota; Evosea; Eumycetozoa; Dictyosteliales; Dictyosteliaceae
Exons: 1
Coding region: 1-1728 (575 amino acids)
Biological process (GO): transmembrane transport
Molecular function (GO): transmembrane transporter activity
Source: RefSeq, a predicted model, not a curated record